UAAACUUACAGUGCUUUUGAGAAACGCAGCGCAGGACAGCAGCCCAUAAGGAAACCAGUGCAAGCCAUAACACUCUUUAUGCUCAACUGUAGUAUCAUGAUCACAAGUUUGUAUCUCUCAAUAAAUGUAUUUGAAAAAGGAAAUCUCAUUUCUUUUCAUAGUGAAUUUACCAGCCUUCUUUCCUUGGGGGACUUGUUUGGAUAGUUCAAACACACAUUUAGAGAAGUGUCAUUACAGUUUUACCAAUGCAUCAUUCACUUAUCAAACCACAACCAUACCCACACAGCAAAGGAGUCCGUGGCGGACCCGCCCUCAAGCCGCCAGAUCCGCCUGACUGUCAGAUUCGUUUUCGCUGCGCUAACAGGAUCGGCCCCGCCUCCAAGAUCGGCCCCGCCUGCGCUUUUAAUCAGCGGACCCAGAACGAAUCACAUACGGAUCCGCACUUCGGACGCGCCUUCGAUAACGUACGCCGUGUGGGAAUUAGUCGGGAUCUCCUUCUAGUGAAGUUCGGCUGCCAACUUGUUAUUGGAUCUUGGGCUGAGGACUGUUCCACCUGUGUGAAGAUGUUCCAUGUAGUUGAAUUUGUCACCAAUAAAUCCGUAGCAGUGGUGCCCCAAAGCUGGUACGAGGAUGGUUGUGCAUCGUGGCCAACUUAUAACAGUGACGAAAGAAUAAAUAGGGCAGUAAAACAUGGAGAGGAGCCACAGGAAGACUGGCAGACACAUGAUGUCAGAAUCAUCAAAUCAUCUGAUACUUACAUUGAGGCACGUCAAAUCCUGAAGAAGGCUCUGACAUGUAGCACCUCGGACCUCCAAACUGAGGAUGAACAGGAACGGCCUGGGAGAAGGAGAACAACAGCGAAACAUUUCUUUGGUGACACCGAUACAGAGGAGGACUACCGACCCCCAAAGAUUUCCAAAUUCGGGUCAUCUGCUGGGACAAGUCACCAACUCCCUGCAAAUAGUCCAGAGCUCUGUCAAAUGUUUGGCAGAACUGCCCCUCCCCAACCACUACCACCACAAACACUCCUCUCUCAACCUGCACAUUGCAACCAGCAACAACGGGGGCCAGAGGAGCCAAGCCAGGUCUACAGACCUACCUGGAGAGGUGGGAGACAUGGCCCAGAAACCAUUCCCUGCUCUGCUGCUCAGGUCCACAUUUUAAGCCUGCUGGAGCACAUUAAGCAGCAGCAGGACCAGCUGGUGGCCAAGGUCAAUCACCUGAGCAGCAGGGUGCUCAACACCUCAACACCUCAAGAGCCAGAGUGUCCUGAAUGCAUUCAGCUGCCCAUCGAAUCACUGGGAGCGGUGGAUGAGCUUGAAGCAUUCCUGAAAGACGCUGCCAAUGCAGCAGCCAAACAAAGAAUGAUUUCUUCUUUGGCCACGAUUGGUGGCCAAGAUGUGAAGAGAGUGGCGUGGAACAUCCUCUCUCGGAUGUUCACAGAAGAAGUGGCCAAGACCAUAAGCUGGAAGGGAGCAAAUGGCAAGAGGGCAUUCAGUCACAUGUCAUCAAAGACACUAAUGUACCGUGCUGUACGUGCAAAUAGUUUGUGUCGCACAGCCACAGACACAGACAUUCAACGUUAUGCCAUAAGAUGGUUUAACUUGGCUGCAGACCGUGGUGCGGCAAGGAGGCGCCUGACCAACCGGUCUAACCAGGCUGAGGCAGAUGAUUAGGCUACUUAUGGUCAUGUUUUCUUUUGUUAAAUAAAAUGUUUUAUUUGUUUCAAAUUGUUUCAGUUUUAAUUUAAAUAGUCUGUCGCAGGCUACAUGUUGUUUUCCAAUUCAGAGACCAUGCCCUUUACAAAUUCCAUUGGCCUGGAGCCCAGUGUGUUUAAACCCCACCCACGAUCAACUGCAAGAUAGAAUACAACCAACUUACUGCUCCUUUUCAAUAAUCCGACUUGCAUU
Carassius auratus (goldfish) is the source of this 1910-nucleotide messenger RNA. RefSeq lists its product as uncharacterized. Bases 246 to 1676 code for a protein of 476 amino acids. The transcript has 9 exons. Lineage: Eukaryota; Metazoa; Chordata; Actinopteri; Cypriniformes; Cyprinidae. The record is from RefSeq and is a predicted model, not a curated record.